Molecule: messenger RNA, 6356 nt
Organism: Cladophialophora immunda
Lineage: Eukaryota; Fungi; Ascomycota; Eurotiomycetes; Chaetothyriales; Herpotrichiellaceae
Exons: 1
Coding region: 187-6114 (1975 amino acids)
Biological process (GO): chromatin organization
Cellular component (GO): HIR complex; nucleus
Molecular function (GO): nucleosome binding
Source: RefSeq, a predicted model, not a curated record
CGCCAUCAUAACGACCAUUAACCUCGACAUCUUCACUGUCUGAAUGGCAAUCUCAUCCGUCUCCUGUGUCCGUCAACAAAGGCUGCAUCAUCUACGCUGAAUCUAAGAUGACUCUCACCCAGCACCGGAUGAAUUGUCGCAGAUCAAUAUUGGCAGAAACAGACAACUUCUAACACCAGACUCAUCAUGUCUGCCUUUACCGCUCUUAAUGUCGAACCUGAAGACACCUUUGAAGAGGAGAUCGAUGACACGCGAGAGAUCCAGCUGGAAGAGGCCUUCAAACUUUACCAAAAUGCCCUGAAACUUCAUUCUCAGGGUCCCGACUACUUUCAAGAAGCCAAGGAUGCUUACGACGAACUUCUGAGAUCCGAAGUCUUCAAAUACCCAGAUGUGGUCUCGGAUUUUCAACAUGACGAAGUUGACGAUGAGGCGACAAUCGUCGUCGCGCAGACAGACGCCGGUGCACUAUCUCUGCUCCCUAGCAGUGCCGCUGAUUCCUCCGCAAGCUCGGUCCCACAACUUCUUUAUCUCGCCUUCAAGAACAAGGGUCAAUUUCUGCUGGAUGUUGCUCGCCACCACGUCUCAAACCAGAGGGGCUCUCGCUCCGAACUUUGUCAGUACUACGCCAAGUCCUGCAAAGAAAGCCUUAGACAGUUCGCCCAAGCCCUUGAGCGCGAUGACACCGAUCUCGACUCCUGGAAGAAAGCUGCCCGUGUGGCAGAUGUUCUGUCUACUCAGCGAAUAGCACGAUUUUGCUUGGAGAGUGUCCUAGCUGGCGAGGAUGAAGAUGGCGAACAAACCAUCGACUUAUCAGGUCUCGAUGAAGCCUUUGCAGCUGGGGAACUCGAGGAAGUAGUCACACUGGUCCAAGAUGACCUGAGCCGUCUCCAGAGUUCGGACGUACGACCAAAGGAUAGGCUUCUGAACAUGUUGAAGAAAUCAAAUGACCCAUACCCAUUCCUACCGAAACAUACAACAACUCUCGAAUACCUCGAUGACAAGUAUCGCCCUCUGAGCUUCGCGGUGAGCCAGAAAUCUCUACGACCGACUUCUCCUGAUCUGUAUUCCCUGGGCAAGGAGAUUUUCAAGACUAUGGAAGAACUUCAAAAUGGCGACUCUUCUCUCACUAGCGCCAGUACGAUAGGAGUAGACUUGAACAUGACAGACCACGGAAUUGAGACGGCACCGGCGUCUGACAAUGUGGGCAAGCAAGCCAGUGCCAUCGGCGCUGGACAGGACAAUACGUCGCAAAGUCCUGUCCAACAUCCAGCAGAGACAGGAAACCAGAUUGAGCCGCCACCUCAGAAAGAAUCACCACGAGAUCGGGGUGCUGAUGAAUUGAGCGAAGCAAGACAGCGAGAGAACGAUAACCCGCCGGAUGGAGACACGAUCGUGAUGCGACCUUGUCCAGCACCAUCGAGAAAACGUUCAACAACAGUUGCUGGCAACGAUGAAACCGAAGGGCGAGCAAAGAGUAAAAGAUUGCGAGCGAGAGAAUCAAUGGUCGACCUAACUGCUCAAGACGAUGAAGCAUCGCAUGAAGAUCCCCAGUACUUCCUGGACCAACUUGCUAUCUUCGAGCAGGCGGAUCAAGCCACAUUCGACGUAGCGAAUUCCCUUCUGAUCAAGCUUGGUAUGAAACUAUACUUGUCAGCCGAACAAGCCAGGCAAGCUUUCUGGACGGCUACCGAUGAGAAAGCCGAAGAGGGUGGUCCCGAAAGUUCCCAGCAAGACCUACAACUUUCUUCAGACCUUCGCUUGGUCUUGAUGAACUGGUCAGAUGACAAGGGCCAAGCCAUCGUCAACGGUCAUAGUAAUCAGGAUUUUCCAGAAAAGGCGACCGGCAUGGCUUUGUUCCUGCAACACCUCAAACCUGAUAUUCCCAAGGAGAUAGAUCGCCCCAGGAGCUCCGACAAAGUCAUUCUGGGCUCCCUGGUCACUCUAAUCAAUGCUGAACCAUCAAAUAUCUACGAAGCCGCGAGCUCCUGGUUGUCUUCGGUUCUCACUGGCUCGAACAGCCUGGGCAAGCCAUGUCCAUCGCCGUAUCUAAGUGAGAAAUGGACGGUCGAUAUUAAAUACAUGGUGGGUGAAUUAGCUCGUAUAAUGGAGCAAUAUCUAUGGGAGGUUUUUCAGCAGCGCCUUUCCUCCCUUUCCAAUUCGAGUCACAAGCAAGUCGAUGGAAUAAACUCGGAAGUCCGUUCAGCUGUUGAAAUGGUCGAGUCUCUCUUCGAGAUAUUCCUUGAUCGGGCCGCUACAACCUCCGAAUCAGGCGGAGACUUUGACUAUGCCAGUCAAAUCGGCCAUGCAGACCGCCUGAAGAGAUGGUCAGGUCUGGCGAGCGAAUUUAUGCAACUCUAUUUCAACUCUCCUGCUGCUGGGCUGAACGAUCCUCUGGUUCUCCGCUUUAUCUGGGCGUCAGUUGCCCAGGCAAGACUAGACGACAAUGUCGCCAAAGAGCAUAUUGUUUCGCUGCUCGAAGAGCUGAAGGCCUUGCUGGAGAAGACCAAUGCAGACCCGAUCUUCCUACCGAACAAUGCUGCGAUGUCUGUCAUCUCUGUGGCUGCCAUUGAUCGAGAACUCUCCGCUCUCAGUACGCGCGAUUUCUUCACGAGCGUUUUCGACGACGAUAACAGCGACCCUGUGGCUGUAAUCGAGAAAUUAGAGCCUAUCUUGGAGUCAACCCCUAAAUCUGGAGAAGGGAGUGCCGGUUUCCAGCACUCAACCCAGGCUGAAGAGCUCGUCCAAUUUCUUGAAUCCGGCGACGCGGCACUCAAAUUGUACCUAUGGAGACGGCUUCAGAAUGCUUACACAGCGAUUUCAUAUACCCCCAAAAUCGUGUCUUGUCUUCUCCGAGCGAUUGAGACCAUUGUAAAGGAACUGUCUACUCCACGGCAUCUUGAAACGGAACCAACGAGUCGGCAGAUCACGAUGCUCAAAUGGUUACAUGAUGCGGACGAGGUGAUGAUCAGAUUGCUAACGAAAGUCCUCACCGAUUCUAGCCCGUUUGAAUGUGUUGAUGGUGCCCACCUUCGUUCAUCUUUGAGGGCAGUCGCCAAACUUGUGAAGUUGCUACACGGAUUUGUCAUCUACGAUGAUUCAAUACGCGUGGGUCAGUCUACCGGGCCUCAACUCAAAGGCGCCACCUCAACAAAAUUGUACGAGAGGAGCAAGGAUCGAUUCAAAGAAAUGCUUGUCCGGGCAUGGACUCUGCAAUAUACGCUAUUGAAGGAAGCGACUGUCCAAGAGCCUUCGUUGUACCCGCGAGCAGCUGACGACCUGGCAGAAUAUCUCUGCACAGUCCACAACUCUUUCGGCCUCCGACAAUAUUGCAAACAUGCCAAUAAGUCCUUUGUAAAGUUGGUCAAAUCCGAACUGGGAGGCCUCGCUGCGGAACAGGACUACACUGGCGAGAUUGCUCAAGUAUUCUUCGAUCUCUAUCAGCUCCGCUUCGCCAGUGGUAUUGGAGAUAUCGACCACGGCUGUCCUCCGGAAAAUCUGGACAAGAAGACGGCCUGGUCCUUGAUCCCGACGAUAAUGAAAUAUGCUGAACGUUUUAACGUCAGAGACUUAAACAAAAGCGAGCUCAAAGCUACAAUUGACAAAAUGCAGCAAGCUCUAGGGGUGAUUAAGAGUCCCCCAACGCUGCAGCAAAACAAACGAAUCAUUUCUUCGUACCUGAAGUCGAUUAUCAACGCAAAUGACUUGUACCGGUGCAUCAGAGGUAUUGGUGAUCUACCCACACGUGUUGUGCAGGCGGACACGCAGAUAGCUGCAAGCAGUGGCUGGUAUUUCAUGCUUGGGCAUCUCACGCUUGCGAAAUACAAGUCGAUAAAACGAGUCAAUCCAACGCCAACCGACGAUUUGGAUGUUGCUGCGAGCUUCUUCCGUCAGGACUUGGAUCACAACAUUGAGAAAUGGGAAACUUGGUAUCGUUUGGCACAGGUCUACGAGGCCAAGAUUGAAGACGACUUGAUUUGGAAUUCCACCAAACUCAAUGACUCAAGGGCUGAUAUUGCUCUGCUCGAGCGUCAAGCGAUUCACAGCUACAUCAUGGCUACCGCGGUAGCCUUGCGAUCUGCUGAUCACCGACCGGAAACUGUAGAGAAGGUUGAGGACAUGCUCACAGAGUUUGCCACUCGCUUGUAUGCGUCUUCUCGUCCGCCACUGAGUAUGGAAGCAUUCAAGACCGAUAAACAUAUACGUCAUAUGAGCAGCAUCGUUGACAUGAGAAUGUCUAAGCAACCAUAUCACAACCCCCUGGGAGAGUAUGCUCUGUGGCAUUUUGCAGCUUACCUUCUCGAAAGGAAAAUGACGGAUCGGCCCAAACCAUGGACGUCUCACUACACCCGCGCAAAGUGUCUGUGGAAGAUGUUUCGAAGCGCUGAAAAUCAAGGUCGUGUCUCUGCGGAAGCCGUCAUAGAGGCCAUUAUCGAGGCCAUUGAGGCUCUCCCUAAGAAGGAGAAGACCAAUGAGCCAAUCUUGGAACCUCAUUUCAAACUUGUGUCGAUCGUUCACAAGAUGGUGAGCACCCAAAAGAUCUCACGUGCCCAAGCCUUCCAGUAUCUACAGGCAUCACGUUAUGCGCAAGGUGUGCCUCUGUCCGAGGACCAAGAAGGGGUCGAUUGGGUGCCUUACAUGCUGGAUAUCUUGAAAAAACUUGGACAUGCGGACAAGUCCAAUUGGCAUCAUAGGAUCACAGACCGCGCUGCGCAUGUAAUAUAUGAUGAUGAGCCGAAUGCCGCCGGGGCACUUGGUGCUAAGCAUCAGUUCACGCAACAGAUAUUCACCAAAACCAUGACGAUGCAAGUUUGGAAGCCUGAAUUUGAGCGGCCCGGGCGUCAUUAUGUCUAUACUGGGCGAUACAUCUCUUUCUUCGUUCACAUUCUAGAGCAGCUCAACGAUCGCGGAAACUUGGACGCACUGGUCCGCCGCAUUCGAAGGAAGACUACAGACUUUCUCGAUCACACGAAGGUCUGGGAGGAUGUCGCCACAACAUAUGUGCGGCUGCUGAGACGACAAGGGCAAAUACCUGAAGGUCGGGAACGAGCAUUAUUCGACGGCAUGAACCAUGAAGAAUUCACCAAGAAGUCAGAGAUGAUGGAGAAAUGGGCUCAUGAUCCCGACACCACAUCAGUAUAUUUGGAUAUCAUGCGAGACGGUAUCGACCUGAAACGUCUUAACAAUAGUCUGAUGAAGGGUCCAGUCAUCGACGACCUCAUAGGGGAUUCGUACGCUUGUCUUUACGAAGAGUUCAUCAAGCAACUGCCUCCAGAAGACCAGCCCAAGCCACAUCCUGCUGCCCUCCCACAAGGCACGUUCAUCAAUAUGACGACUGAUUUUGCUGGUGGUGGCGAUGACGGUGCCGAACGUGCUCGUUUGGCCAACGUGCUCCGCGCACAAGGCGACGGUGCUGCUGACGGACCGUUGUCUGUGUCGAUCUCAGCGCCUGUUGGACUUGGGCUUCAAAACGCGCCCACACCUUUCCCGGUUCUAAGUGGCCAACCAAUUCCCGAAGUUCAGCGCGAACGAGCCAGACCCGGACGUACAAAGACAGUUACCCGACGCGAGAUCCAGCGCAAAGCAGAGGCCGCCAUAGUGAAGCCGCCACCAAUCAAGACGCCCAUUCUUUCCAAAACACCUAUUGUGGAGUUGCCUUCGAAGGCGGAAGUGGGAAUAGAAGCACCAAUCGACAAACGGCUGGCCGAAACCAAGGACGAGGACAUAGACGGUAGCAGAGCGAGCUCUCGGCGGGGGUCUAUUCAGGACAGCGCUGAUGGAGAAGCCGACGCAGAAGAUUCGGCAAGUGAGCUAAGUGAGCUCGAAGAUUUGGAUGAAGAAAAGAAGGACAUGCUCGAAGAGUACGAAGUAUCCAGAGAGAAUGCGGAUGAUGGAGGUGAAGACGGGGCAGAGGAUGCAGUCGAUGAUGCUGCUGAAGAUAACGACGGCACAGAAGACGAAGACGAGGAAAUGCAUGAUGCAGAGGAUGAGAUUGAGAUUCAAGACUCGCAGGAAAGGGUCGGCAAUGUUGCACCAAGCAAUAAAGGCAGCCCAGGCGACGACGAAGAACAAGAGUUUCAUGAAGCACGACAGGAAAACAACGACACAGUGGACUAGGUGACUACUGCUGACCACGAGUCUGGCUCUCCUAGACGGUGGAUCUACAAGCCAACUCAACCAAAGGCCGGAAGAGAUGUAGGGACUGCCGUUUCGUUGGGCUUUUUACCACCGUUCAAGGCCGUGCAGCGUGUGAGAAGGUCAUCAAGGGCGACAUGCCAUCCCCUUCAGUGCCGCUAGCGAGGGCGGAAGAUGUUAGAAAAUCAAGAUAGGACUCCUCAAAUCCAAGUCAAACAUGAUCG